This is a messenger RNA of Protobothrops mucrosquamatus (brown spotted pit viper), 3562 nucleotides long. It is a transcript of the gene CCDC47, whose product is annotated as coiled-coil domain containing 47. The record is from RefSeq and is a predicted model, not a curated record. NCBI's taxonomy places the organism in Eukaryota, Metazoa, Chordata, Lepidosauria, Squamata, Viperidae. Gene Ontology annotation, cellular component: endoplasmic reticulum. Gene Ontology annotation, molecular function: calcium ion binding. Gene Ontology annotation, biological process: endoplasmic reticulum calcium ion homeostasis. The transcript has 13 exons. The coding region runs from base 119 to 1561 and encodes 480 amino acids.
CGUAUUUUACGGGGAAGAACGGCAGGGCGAAAAAGCCACCCUGUUGGGAUCGUUCAACCUAGCCGAGGAGCGAGUUGGUCUUGGGGACGUUGAGAGACUAACCCUGGUCUGAGCAAUAAUGAGAAGUUGGUGGUUUUUCGUGGUUACAUUCUUUAUCCUAUGGGGUCUUUCUUUGGCCAAAUUUGAGGAGUUUGAUGACGAUGACUUAGUAGAAUAUGAUGAUAAUGAUUUUGCUGAGUUUGAAGAUGUGAUUGAAGCCACAGAAUCUCCCCAGCGGAUUGUUACAGCAGAAGAGGAGGAGGAGGAGGAGGAAGCCACAGUAGAACUUGAAGGACAAGAUGAAGGCCUUGAUUUUGAGGAUGCUGAUGGACAGGAAAGUGAUACAGAAAGUGAGCCGUAUGAUGAUGAGGAGUUUGAAGGUUAUGAAGAAAAACCUGAUGCAUCUCUCGGCAAAAAUAAGGAUCCUAUUACAAUUGUUGAUGUUCCUGCACAUCUUCAAAAUAGCUGGGAGAGUUACUACAUGGAAAUUUUAAUGGUGACAGGACUCCUUGCUUAUAUCAUGAACUAUAUCAUUGGAAAGAAUAAGAACAAUCGUCUGGCCCAGACCUGGUUCAGUAGUCAUCGAGAGCUACUUGAAAGUAACUUUGCACUAGUUGGUGAUGAUGGUACAAACAAAGAAGCCACAAGUACAGGCAAACUGAACCAAGAGAAUGAACAUAUCUAUAAUUUGUGGUGUUCCGGUAGAGUGUGUUGUGAAGGCAUGCUUAUCCAACUCAAGUUUCUUAAGAGACAAGACUUGCUGAAUGUUCUUGCACGCAUGAUGAGGCCAGCCUGUGAUCAAGUGCAAAUAAAAGUUACUAUGAAUGAUGAUGAUAUGGAUACCUACGUUUUCGCUGUUGGGACAAGAAAAGCCUUGGUACGGCUUCAGAAGGAAAUGCAGGACCUGAGUGAGUUCUGCAGUGAUAAACCCAAAACUGGGGCAAAGUAUGGGCUCCCAGAAGCACUGGCCAUCUUAUCGGAAAUGGGUGAGGUCACAGAAGGAAUGAUGGAUACGAAGAUGAUCCAUUUCCUCACACAUUAUGCUGAUAAGAUUGAGUCAAUUCAUUUUUCAGACCAGUUUUCCGGUCCAAAACUUAUGCAAGAGGAAGGCCAGCCUUUGAAACUGCCUGAAACUAAAAAGACACUGCUGUUUACUUUUAAUGUACCAGGUUCAGGCAACACUUCCCCCAAAGACAUGGAAGCUCUGCUGCCUCUGAUGAACAUGGUUAUUUAUUCUAUUGACAAAGCAAAAAAGUUCCGUCUGAAUAGAGAAGGAAAACAGAAAGCAGAUAAAAAUAGAGCGCGUGUAGAAGAGAAUUUCCUGAAACUGACUCAUGUUCAAAGACAAGAGGCUGCCCAGUCCCGCCGGGAAGAGAAAAAACGAGCAGAAAAGGAGAGAAUCAUGAAUGAGGAAGAUCCAGAAAAGCAGCGACGUCUAGAGGAGGCUGCCUUGCGUCGUGAACAGAAAAAACUUGAAAAGAAGCAAAUGAAAAUGAAACAGAUCAAGGUGAAAGCCAUGUGAAAAACUCAUUUGGAAGAAAUAUCUUUUUGGUGCCAACCAUAGAGUUGCAAUCUGCUGCCUACAAUAAGCUGAUUAUAUUCCUGACCUUAAUCAUUGGCCACUUAAGAACCACUUUUGAUAAUAAUUGUUGUUGCUCAUGGGAUUAUGACUGAAAGAUUUCUCCCUCCAUGUGUAUAUUUGGCAAAGUUGUGCUUAACUCUAUUGGUUUUAACACAAUUUUUAAAAAUGUGUUUAUGUACUGAAUUGCUUCAACCAUGACCUUCAAAACAGCAAAAUUAUACUUAGCUAUCAAUAAAAUAAAUGUAUUUAAUCCACAUUUGGAUUGCAAUUCUGAACCUAGUUCAAUCCUCUUUAAUGACUAGGACAGCUAAUAAUAAAUAUUUUAAUGGUGCAGCCCAUUUUGAUUUUAUAUAACAUUCAGAUGUGUAUAUAGAGAGCUUUGCGAUUGUCUUCCGUAUUAGAUUUUUCCCCCUACUUGCUUUGGAUGGAGUUCUAGAAAUUUGCAAUAUUCUUUCAGAUGCUUUGAUUAAAUGCAUGAUGUGUAUGAGUGUACACACACUUGGAUACACAUACACAUAAAAUGUAUGCACAUAUGUACUCUCACACAGAUGUAUGCGCACAGGUACACAAACACACACAGUUUCUUAGAAUGUACCAACAAUGCAUAAGCACUUUGAUUAUAUUUAGGAAAGUGGCCAAAAUAGAGAGAAACUAAUAACCAAUCCUUCAUAUUAAGAAAAAAAAUCUGGUUCUUUCACAGUUGGUGCAAACAGCACUCUUGACAUUUAGUAGUUACACAUGAAAUAUAUGUGAAUUUCAUGCUUCUUUGUCAUAGUAAAGUGCUAAACCAGUAUUACUUAACAGUUUUUCAAACUAUUAUGCUGAGAAUUCUAGAAAAACUGCUGAAUAUGUGUUUGAGAUAAGCAAAAAUAAAUUACAAGAUAGCAAUUUCAGUGGUAAAUGUGCAUGCAGAUAAGCAUCUCUUUUAUAUCUGCUGUCAAUAUGUGAGCAACUGGGGAAUGGCAUGUAAAAAUAUUUGCCGUAGGGUUGAUGAUUAUUAAUAACAUAAUUAAUUUAAAACAAUGUAAACACUACCUAUUAGGUUGACCUGACAGAAAAUUUGGGGCACACCUGUGUCUUUUUGCAAAUUCCUGCAUAGCAAAUGAAAAUCCUUGUUGGAUCAGUCAUAUGAUUCCUCAUACAUUGCCCAGUUGUUGAAAAUCAUUUAUCUUCCACAUAGCUGACUUCUUUGGAUUCAUUUUCUCUAUAUAGGUUUAUUGUAUUUUCUAUUUCUGCAUAUAAAUCAUGCUUGCUGAUUUGGAACAGGGUGUAUGCACUAUUUUUUUUCCUUUUUUUAGACAGAUGCCUAGAUGUUUUAAGAGGUUUCUUUAGAUUUUAAUGUGCUUUUCUGAUUGUAUCAUAUUCCUCCAGUAUUUCUGUGCGUCUCUGUAGCUGCUAACUAUGUAAAGUUGACAAGGAACCAGGGUCUGAAUAACUGUGCAAUUCACUUCCCCCUACCCUCAGGUAGAAGCCUAUUAGAGGAUUAUAUGUAUUCAACACUAUUUACUAAUUGUAUAUGCUGGGGAAAUUAGAAUCUGGAGCUUCUCCCACUUUGCAGUCUUAUGGAAUUGCUGCAUUUUAUAAAUGCUCGAUGGCAUUUGACCAUUUCUGUAUAAUGGAUUCUUUUUACAGUGAGUUUAAUGAGAAGAAACUUGAGGGUUAAGCUUCGUGUAUUUUCUUGAUUAUGCUUGUAUCACUGAUGCAAUAACAUUAAGCUGCUCUUUAAAACAGCAUGUGCAAAAAGCCACUUGUCAGAGCAUGAACAUGCAUAGAUUCUUUUUGAAUGCAAUCUACAACCCAAAAAAUAUUUUAAUUUGUGAUUUUUAUAUAACUAUCAUUUAUGAUAUUUUACAUCAGAAAUGGCAGUGCUACGUGGGAUAUAUUUUAAACUAUUUUGUCAAUAGAUAUUAUACCAAUUGAAUAAAAUUUUGUUUCACAGAG